Messenger RNA from Prorocentrum cordatum, 2893 nucleotides. The record is from the annotation of a GenBank genome assembly. Lineage: Eukaryota; Dinophyceae; Prorocentrales; Prorocentraceae.
CGGGAUGUUUUGGCGGGCCCACAAGCAUACUUGGCAGCAAGAGAAGCGCUCGAGAGAGAGAGAGAGGAGAAAAACCCCAGCCUUAUUCGGGUGGAGCCCCGUCCCGAGCCUCCUCCAAGUCUGGCACUUGCGAGGAUGAGUGAGAAGCUUGCACUGAUCGCCAAGCUCAGCGAGGCGUUCUCCAAACGUGAACGCACCGCACUGCCGACAAAUGCAUGCAAAAGACUGCGGGAUUGCUGGGAUGGGCGCGGGUGGGGCUGAGGGGACAAGGGGCUUAUCAGCGGAUGCCAAGGUGGGCUGUGCCUGGCUAGGCGGCCACAUGUGAACCCCAUCUUGAGAGAGCGCUGCUGCGCGACGCCCACCCUGCCCCCACGGCAUGUAUUGACCGUCACAUCCAACAUCGCCGACGGAGAGGGAUGGAAGAGGGAGAGAGAGAGAGAGAGAGUGCGGCCUCGGCAGGUUGGGGCAUGCAUACUGCAGUGCCCAGCUCAAACGGUGGGUCGUGGAAACGCUCGGCUCAAGCAAGGUGCAGUCACGCGGUACAGGCAAUGAGCAUGCUGACCUUGCAGCUUCCUCUCUUGCGGGAUCGAGGCUACACCAGGAUCCACGAGUGCUCGACGCCCAGAAGAUUAUACAAGUGACGCCUCCCAGCGGCCCAGCGAGGCCCACGCCGAGGCCGGGCGAAGCGGGGGCCGCGCGAAGCAGGGCGGCGGUGCUCCUGGCCCAAGGCAGGGAGAGCGUCGAGGGGCCAAGCAAGCAAGCAAGGAGAGCGUCGAGGGGCCAAAAGCACACAAAUGAAAGGGACACGGAAGAAGAGGAGGGGGAGGAGGAGGAUGGGGGCGGGCACGAGCGAGUGCUGGGCCAACUUCGAACCCCCAUCCGGAUCUUGUGGCACCCAUGAACAGCGAGAUAUCCAUACCGUUUGGCACAUGUUGGGAAAAUCAGCGUCCUUCUUCUGGCAUCCGCUCGUGCAUAGGCAGAUUGGGAGACUUUUUUAAAUACGCCAGCUAAUAAACAGGAAGGAACAAGCACGCAGUGAUGGUUGAAAGAUCUGGCGUCAGAAAAAGCAAGCCUGGCACCGUGCUAGUGCAAUGCAAUCCUGGGGAGACCGCACUACUUCUCACCCUCCUCGGUUACGUAGAACGAUGAUGCAAGAAGAUAAAGCUUGUGCGCGUUUCUCAACGGUCUCUAAGUAGACCAGAUGGCGCUGGGCACGGCUGAUCGGCUCAUCGCACGGAUAAUCCGCGUCUUCGAUAACAAAGCUGACUUUAUAUAGAUGGAUCAACAGUCAUCGAAUUCAGCAAGGGCACAGAAGACUCCCCGUCCCAUCUCCUCCCCAUCCGCACGCUCCUGACUCUGUUCCUGCUCGGGGUACUGCUGCUGCUCCGUCCUCAUGCUGGACACCCCUCCGCCGACGGGUUGAGCUGUCGGGCCCGUAGCCUGCUACACAGUUGGACUCGCAUGCUGCGCGCCGACUGGGUUCAAAUGGACGUGGGCCAGGACUGUCUGAGCCUGUCUGAAGAACGUGUGCAUGUGCGAUGCCAGUAUGGCUGCCAGGAGCAGAAGCGCCAUGCAGAAGUCGAGCGCGGAGAGCACCAGGACCUGCUCCGUCUGAGUCCCGAUCCAGCCCACCAGCCUCAAGCUGCGCGUGGUCGGGUACAGGGUCCACAACACCAGCUUUGCUCGCAGCAGGGGUCGAGCGAGGAACUCGAAGCCCUUGCGCAGCUGCAGCUCGACGGCGAGCAAGAUCAUCGCUAAGGACGCCACCGACGCCACGGCGAACAGGCUGGUCCAGAAGAACAGGUUGGAGGCUGCCAGCAUGAGGGCUCCCGCCAAUUGUGCCACGAUCGCAAAGGCCACCAUCCGUCUCAUCUUGCCAGGAGCGACUUCACAGCAGGCCUGCGCGAACGAGCGCCACUGCAUGGGGGUGCUGAUGGGGAGCAAAACGUGUACACACACCCCACCCCCCUGGCAGGAAUGAGCGGGAAGGGAACAGAGACGGGGGCGAGCAGGCAGACUCGAAGAAUGCUGCGCUUGUAUUGGUUAUUCGCUUCCGAAUCUGGUGGGUGCAAGUCGCACAAGAGGGAGCAUAUGUGCUGCAACAGCGCUCCCUCGUCCACAAUGGAUUCUUGACGCAGCCUUUCGGUGAGACAGGCGGCGGUGAGCAGGGGUAGGGAGCUGAAUGCAGGGAUAUUCGGCAUGUGUACAAUGCUGGUUGCUCCCCGGCUGAACAACCAGACGAGGUUUCGAAGCCCAACAUGUGGCACGCCAGUGACCUGUGGCACCACAAGCAACAGAAGUUCGCCACAGCCGUGCGCGAUGUACAGGUACUCCAAGAAGUAUAUUAAGCAAAUUACAAAACACAUCUUGGCUGCAGCACGAGUGCACACGGGCCACUCUGGAUCACGGCCUGCGAUGUUUGGGGCAUUGGCACUCAGCCUCACCAUGAACACGACCAGCCCGCCCGACAAGACAGUGAGCACGCCGAGCGCCGUGGACGCAAACAAAAACGGCAGCCUCUCCUGGCAUAUCGCCUCCCACGCUUCUGUCGGAGCAGGGACGCUUCGCCACUGCUUGAGCCUGGGAUCCCCAGGCGGGCCCGGCGGGCGGCGCCGCGGCCAGCGCAGCGGCCCCCGCGGCAGCCAGCGCAGCGGCGAGCACGCCGGCCACCGCUGCCGCUCCCAGUGACCGCACGCCUCGGCCCGCGCGGGCCCCGGCGGUGCGCGGGGCGCCCGGCGGCAUGCGGGCCGCCUCCGACGGAGAGGCCGCCCCUCCCAGCCCGUGGCAGUGGCUGAGCUUGCCGUAAGCGCCUGGAGAGAGUCUUACGAGGUCGGGCCGCGCCGGGUGGCGCACGGGGGUGCGAUGCCGCCGAGGCUGCGGGCCUCUCGAGCCA